This is a messenger RNA of Miniopterus natalensis, 1497 nucleotides long. It is a transcript of the gene IMP4, whose product is annotated as IMP U3 small nucleolar ribonucleoprotein 4. The record is from RefSeq and is a predicted model, not a curated record. NCBI's taxonomy places the organism in Eukaryota, Metazoa, Chordata, Mammalia, Chiroptera, Miniopteridae. Gene Ontology annotation, biological process: rRNA processing. Gene Ontology annotation, molecular function: snoRNA binding; rRNA primary transcript binding. Gene Ontology annotation, cellular component: small-subunit processome; Mpp10 complex; nucleolus.
UUUUCGGACUGAGUAGUGGCUUUCUGCGCUUAUCACCCCAAGCGAAUCAGCCAACUGGAAAGUCGGCGAGAGCUGUGGGUGGUUCCGAGUGGCUUCUGGGAGCGAACGCAUUUUAAAAGUAGGGCUGUCGCUGUGGCAAUGGAAGGAGAGACCGCUUUAAAUUUAAUUUCAGAAGGAGCCGGUAGCGACCCUAUGGGCUACCGUUGUGUUAGUUUUACAGUUGCUGCACUAUUUCCAGCUGCCAAUUACAAUUUUAGCGCCACAUAUCUUAAAAUUGGGCAUCCUGCAUAACCGCAACUAACGGUGACGCCAAAGGUAGACAUCUUUAUUAACGGCAGUCCUAGGCCGCCAAACAUCUUGACACUUCCUCUGCUUAUUGGUUGCUCCAUUGAGCAUGCGCUUCAGUACUGGCCAAUCGCCUUGUGACUCCCACCCACUGCUUUUAGUGAACUUCAAAUCACCUUCCUGGUUGAGAGCGGAAGCAAAGGCUGCGUAGUGCUGGCAGCGCUCACCGAUUUUCCUAGACCCACGUGGAAGCGGCGCUCAGGAUGCUGCGCCGUGAGGCCCGCCUUCGCCGCGAGUACCUGUACCGCAAGGCCCGGGAGGAGGCGCAGCGCGCCGCCCACGAGAGGAAGGAGAAGGUGCGGCGCGCCCUGGAAGAGAACCGCAUGAUUCCCACGGAGUUGCGCAGGGAGGCUCUGGCCUUACAGGGUUCCCUGGAGUUCGACGACGCUGGCGGUGAAGGUGUGACCAACCAUGUGGAUGAUGAAUAUCGAUGGGCAGGGAUAGAGGAUCCCAAAGUCAUGAUCACUACUUCCCGAGACCCCAGUUCCCGCCUCAAGAUGUUUGCAAAGGAGCUGAAGUUGGUGUUUCCUGGUGCCCAGCGCAUGAACCGUGGCCGACAUGAGGUGGGGGCACUAGUGCGAGCCUGCAAAGCUAAUGGGGUCACUGACCUGCUGGUUAUCCAUGAGCAUCGAGGCACACCUGUGGGGUUCAUUGUCAGCCACCUGCCCUUUGGCCCCACUGCUUACUUCACACUGUGUAAUGUGCUUAUGCGGCAUGACAUCCCCGACUUGGGCACCAUGUCAGAGGCCAAACCUCACCUCAUCAUUCAUGGCUUCUCCUCCCGCCUGGGCAAACGGGUCUCUGACAUACUUCGUUACCUGUUCCCUGUGCCCAAAGAUGACAGCCAUCGGGUUAUCACCUUUGCAAACCAGAAUGACUACAUCUCCUUCCGACACCAUGUGUACAGAAAGACCGACCACCGCAACGUGGAGCUGACUGAGGUCGGCCCUCGCUUUGAGCUGAAGUUGUACAUGAUUCGCCUUGGCACGCUGGAACAGGAGGCCACAGCAGAUGUGGAGUGGCGUUGGCACCCCUACACCAACACUGCACACAAGAGGGUCUUUCUAAGUGCUGAGUGAGCCCACUCUCUUGGGAUGUGGGCUUGGACCCAGGAGGUGGGGGAGGCCAGAAUAAAGUCGGUGUGCCACACUA